CCUAGUUGGUACUAGAUUACUUUGAUGGAAAAGCAACAAAAAAGAUUCUGCAAAUAUAUCUAUAUAUAAAACUAGCUUUGAUAUAUUGUUCUUGUACGUAAAAUAAUAAGAAUAUGGGAAGAACAAUUUCAAAGACUCAAAUUUACGCAAUGCAGGAAAACCAACAACAACUACCUUGUAUUAGCUGCACCACUUUCAACAUUCUUGCUCCUAUAUACAAGCGUAUUAACCAUGAGGAUGAGAGUUGUCGUGAAAGUGAGUAUAGAGGAUGUUGGUUGGCGAGGAAUAACAGGAUUUUGGAUUGGUUGUUGUUUGAGAGAUCUUCCAUUAUUUGUCUUCAGGAAUUUUGGGUUGGAAAUGAAGAGCUUGUUAAUCUGUAUGAGAAGAGACUUGGUGAUGCUGGAUAUAUUCAUUUUAAGCUCGGAAGGACUAACAACCGUGGCGAUGGUCUUCUGAUAGCAGUGAAAAAGGAAUAUUUCAAAGUUAUAAAUUACAAGGAGUUGCAUUUCAAUGAUUGUGGUGAUCGAGUAGCUCAAUUGUUACAUGUUGAGUUAGCUUUUCCACUUUCACAGGGUCAAAAAAGUGGUGUUAGACAAGAAAUUCUAAUUGUCAAUACUCACCUACUAUUUCCUCAUGAUUCAAGUCUAUGCCUUGUGCGACUUCAUCAGGUUUACAAGAUACUUCUAUAUGUGGAAUCUUAUCAGAAAGAGUGUCAACUUAAGCCUUUACCAAUUAUACUAUGCGGUGAUUGGAACGGAAGCAAACGCGGACAUGUUUACAUGUUCCUAAGGUCUCAAGGGUUUGUAUCAUCCUAUGAUACUGCACAUCACUACACUGAUGCAGAUGCUCACAAGUGGAUUAGUCAUCGUAACCAUCUCGGAAAUACAUGUGCUGUUGAUUUCAUAUGGCUCCUGAAUCCUGACAAAUAUCGAAAACUGCUAAAGUCAAGUUGGAGCGAAGCAGUUUUUGGCAUGUUCAAGUAUCUAUUGCAAAGAACUUCAUUGACAGAGAGUGCUGCAUUUGAUUUUCUAAAGGAUGAAAAUGAAGAUUGUAUUACAUAUUCUGGUUUUCGUAAAGCGCUUCAACAGCUUAAUUUGAUUGGUCAUUGUUAUGGUUUGAGUGAUGAAGAGACAAAGGACUUGUGGUUUCAAGCAGAUAUAGAUGGAAACGGUGUAAUUGAUUAUAAACAAUUUCUGUAUCGAAUAUGGAAUCAAACAGAGUCAGAUUAUCAAAGAGAUGACAAAUCGAACGAGACGCAAGACAAAGAAUCAACUGAUAGUGAAGAGGAGGAAACAAUUGGCUUUAGUGUUAAAAAUGCAGUGUUGUUCCCUCAAGAGAUGGAGAAGGGUAGUUGGCCAGAAGACUAUUCCCUUUCUGAUCAUGCAAGACUAACUGCAGUCUUCACACCUAUAAGAAUUGCAUGCUCUCACAAGAUUUCUUGACAAAGGCUUGAGAAAACACUGCUAGAUUAAGUUUUAGUGUUCAAGAUUUUCUGUACAUGAAUAACACAGAAGAGUGAGUGAAACAUAUAAUGAAGAUUUCUGCAUCACCAUUGGCUAGAAUUGGUCUCACUUUCAUGAAAAGAUAGAACACAAGAAAACUCAAUAAAGAGGCAAUUGGAAGCUUUACAAACUGUAGUAUUCUCAAAUUCUCAUACAUACCCUGUAUUACUUACUGAUAUUAUUUAUAGUAUGAGGAAACUAAUUGUUUCUUGUCACAGAUUUCUCAAAUUAUAAUUGUUUCUUAAACAAUGACAAAGUGGAUUGUCAAGAAAGAAUAAUAUAUGUUUCUUUAAAUAAGAUAAUGAUAACCACAAAGCAGGGGCCAUUUCUGUUAACUAGAAGUAACAAACUAAGAACAUGCACCAAGAGAUAAGGGUAAAAUUGAUGGUACAUGAAACAUAUGAACCAACUAGCAGACACACUGGACACAACCCUGAACCGUCCAUACCAAUUUUAAUCAAAGUAGUCAAUCCUGGAUAGUGGCGCGGAGCGCCGACACCGAAAAAGGGAUUGCGGGAUGACCACUAUUUAAUCAUUCUUUUUUGACAAAUUACAUGAAUAAUAAUUGUAUGCAUAUGAAGUGCAGAGGGAAGACCGAGGAACUUGUGAUUUU
Vicia villosa (hairy vetch) is the source of this 2115-nucleotide messenger RNA. RefSeq lists its product as uncharacterized. Gene Ontology annotation, molecular function: 3'-5'-RNA exonuclease activity. Bases 114 to 1442 code for a protein of 442 amino acids. The transcript has 10 exons. The record is from RefSeq and is a predicted model, not a curated record. Lineage: Eukaryota; Viridiplantae; Streptophyta; Magnoliopsida; Fabales; Fabaceae.